Penicillium malachiteum is the source of this 798-nucleotide messenger RNA. RefSeq names its product CFEM domain-containing protein. The annotation marks the transcript as partial. The transcript has 4 exons. Lineage: Eukaryota; Fungi; Ascomycota; Eurotiomycetes; Eurotiales; Aspergillaceae. The record is from RefSeq and is a predicted model, not a curated record.
AUGAAGUCAAUCACUGUUGCUAUGACCAUGCUGGCUGCGGCUAGCAUGGUCUCUGCUGCGAGUGUCUCUACAACAGACUGCGCUCAAAUGUGUAUAUCCAACAUGAACGCCAAGGCUUCUGAGCUUGGGUGCACUUCUGGUGAUAUGGCUUGCUUGUGCAACAGCCAGAACUAUUCCUACGGUAUCCGUGACUGCACCACCGAGGCCUGUCCCAAUGACGAUGCCGCACAGGUUGUCUCAGAAGCUUUGAAGAGCUGCCCCAGCUCUUCAUCCACUGCCACUACCUCUGCCUCUGACUCUGACUCAACAUCCGGCGCCACCUCUACCACCACCGCUACCGGCUCUGAAUCUGCAUCAGGAACUAGCACGGAGUCCGCCAGCGGCUCCACGGGCACAACAGCAACCGAUACAACCGGUACAUCGGGCUCUCACACUGGCACCAAAACCAAGUCUGAUACCUCCGCAACUGAAACCAACACCAACACCAGCGGCACCAACGGCAGCACUGGCACUAACACUGGUACCUCCACCGGGGCCACUGGUACUGCUGGUACUACUGGCACUGGCAGUGGUGCCACCACCCUCACUACAUCUGUGUCCGGAACGGUUACCACAGAGACCCUGACCGGCUCCGGGGCUACAACCACCUCUAGUGGCUCUGGCUCUGGUUCGGGCACCUCCACCAACGGCUCAGGAUCCAACUCUGCUGCUCCCUCCACUAGCAGUGCUGGCGCUCACCCCAUGGCUACAGUCGGUACUGGUGCCGUUAGUUUCUUCGGUCUGGCCGCCAUGCUGGUC